Messenger RNA from Oppiella nova, 218 nucleotides. Lineage: Eukaryota; Metazoa; Arthropoda; Arachnida; Sarcoptiformes; Oppiidae. The record is from the annotation of a GenBank genome assembly.
UUUAUAUUUUAUCAGUGAUUUGUAAAUAUAUGUUCAGGGAUAUUGUUAACAUGACUUUAAUUAUAGUCUGUAUUUAUACGCACGACUCACAUAUUCAGAUGAACUCGGACUUAGGUCUGCCAUUGAAUGCAACAAAUCUCAUGUCAUUAGCCAUCAAACUACCGGAAAAGCGACAAAUGAUUGCAAGAAUCGGCAAAUUUUUUCGUAAAGAAUAUUUG